AUGGGUCGGGGCGACUCGGCGGCGUCGGCGGCGGAGCAGCAGUCGUCGUCGACGACGGCUCCGUUGCUGGAGAAGACGUCGGUGGAGGCGGAGGCGUCGGAGGCGGGCGGCGGGUACUACUACGUGGAGGGGUGCCCAGGGUGCGCCGUGGACCGGCACAAGGCGGCGAACCCGGGCAUCCCCUACGCCAACUUCAUCUACGUCUGGAUCGUCACCCUCUGCACAGCUUUACCGAUAUCAUCGCUAUUUCCCUUCUUGUAUUUUAUGAUAAGAGAUCUGGGGGUUGCUAAAACAACAGAAGAUAUCGGGUUCUACGCUGGUUUCGUAGGUGCCUCAUUUAUGUUUGGUAGAUGCUUGACUUCAACAGCCUGGGGUAUAGCAGCUGACCGUAUCGGGAGGAAACCUGUUGUCGUGUUUGGCAUUUCCUCUGUGGUUGUGUUCAAUACAUUGUUUGGUCUGAGUGUCAACUAUUGGAUGGCAAUAGCUACGCGAUUUCUGCUUGGUGCUUUAAAUGGUUUGCUUGGACCAAUAAAGGCUUAUGCCAUUGAAGUUUGCCGACCUGAACAUGAAGCGUUAGCACUAUCACUUGUCAGCACAGCAUGGGGAAUAGGUCUCAUUAUUGGUCCUGCUCUUGGAGGUUAUCUUGCACAGCCUGCAGAAAAUUUUCCAACUGUCUUUUCAACUGACUCAAUCUUUGGAAGGUUCCCAUAUUUCUUACCAUGCUUAUGCACAUCAAUCUUUGCUGCUGUUGUUCUCAUAAGCUGCAUAUGGAUGCCGGAGACUUUGCACAAGCACAAAGUUCAUGAAAAUAGAAGUCAGAACAUUGAAGCUUUGGAGGCCCAUCUGAUUGAUUCAAAAGAAAAGGUUGAAGAAAGUGGUAGUUCAGAUACUAAGAAGAGCCUAUUCAGGAAUUGGCCAUUGAUGUCAUCAAUAAUUGUCUAUUGCAUCUUCUCCUUCCAUGACAUGGCUUACACAGAGGUGUUCUCUCUAUGGGCUGAAAGUGACAAGAAGUAUGGUGGACUGAGUUUAUCAUCUGAGGAUGUUGGUCAAGUUCUUGCAAUCUCAGGUGCCAGUCUUCUUGUAUAUCAACUCUUUCUAUAUCCUAGUAUCAAUAAGGUUCUUGGGCCUAUCAAAUCUUCUCGAAUUGCAGCUAUCCUGUGCAUACCUAUCCUCUUUGCCUACCCCUACAUGACAUACCUGUCAGACCCUGGAUUAUCAAUCAUUUUGAAUAUUGCGUCAGUGAUAAAGAAUAAUCUUGCUGUUACCAUCAUUACAGGCACUUUCAUCCUUCAAAAUAAUGCUGUGCCUCAGGACCAAAGAGGAGCUGCAAAUGGACUGUCCAUGACAGGGAUGUCCUUUUUCAAGGCACUUGCUCCAGCAGGAGCUGGCAUUGUGUUCUCAUGGGCACAGAAACGCCAGCAUGCCUUUUUCUUUCCAGGUGAUCAGAUGGUAUUCUUCCUCCUGAACGUCAUCGAGCUGGUUGGGCUUCUCCUCACAUUCAAACCCUUUCUGGCAGUACCAGAGCAAUUUGAGAGCAGAUAG
Miscanthus lutarioriparius is the source of this 1542-nucleotide messenger RNA. The record is from the annotation of a GenBank genome assembly. Lineage: Eukaryota; Viridiplantae; Streptophyta; Magnoliopsida; Poales; Poaceae.